Messenger RNA from Symbiodinium necroappetens, 1485 nucleotides. Lineage: Eukaryota; Dinophyceae; Suessiales; Symbiodiniaceae. The record is from the annotation of a GenBank genome assembly.
AUGUGUAGAGCUUUGGCUCCGCUUGCGGCGACCACUGCAGCUCUCUUCAGGAGGUGCAGUGCAGUGCGUGGCUGUGCAGCGUGCUGUGCGUUGUGUCUUGCGACGAUUCGUCGUCUGGUUGUGCUAGGGCUUCUGGUCGCUGGCCUCUCGGCUGGGCCUCGGCCGCGGCCGCUGGGCCUUGUGAAGCCGGAGCGAACCGUUGUGGCAGAAGGCUUGCUGCAUCGAGCUGCAUUGAGCGUGGCCACAGCAAAAUUGGCGGCACAGGUGCUUGCAUCUUUUGCACCAAGCCAAGUCGCGCUGGUCCGGGCCACAGGCGUGGUGGCUCGGGCAAAGCCUGUUGUUCCAGCGGCACAGCAGGUAGCGUGGUCGGCGCUUGCGCGGUGCAGCCACACGCGAUCGCAGCGUCGGCGACUGCUUCAUGGAGCUUUGCUCGCUGCUGCAGGAGAGUUCGGCCUCAUGCAACCGGCGCGGCUGGCAGAUGUCGUUUCUGAUUGGUGUGCGACGCAGGAAGUCGCAGGCACUCCUCUCUUGGUCACUGGAAAGGAUGCAAGGGUCAUUCCCACACUGCUUCUAUCAGUUCUUGGUCGGCUGCAGAGACACCGGCCUCGGAUCGAUCCGCAGGGCCUCGCUGUUGCAGAGCUUUGUGCAGCCAGCGUUCUGGAGUACAUCUCCCUGCCAUCGCCCCGAAAGGGCGUUUUCAAUGUGCCGGACCUGAGAAAGCUGUCGCCCUCGGCCUUGGUGAAUUGUAGGCUGCUGACCCAGGACGCCUCCGAGGCGUCGCCAGGCUUUUACUUCGCGCUCAAGGCGAAGGCCACAGCAGAGGUCACGGCGCUACACGAAACCGUGCAAACAGCUGGGAUUCCUGUGCCGGCGCCCGCGGCGCGGCGGGCCAAGGCGGCCAUCUUCGUCGAGGAUGUCAGCCUUCCACUCAGAGCAGAGGUGCCAUUGGCAGCAGAAACGCUUUUCGGUCCGGGGCCACAAGCGCGCGAAGCUUUCGCGUGGCAGUUGCCGCAACAGAUUCUGUUCGCCAAGCUGCGGACAAGGCUGAAAUCGUUCCGAGGAGACUAUGGCCCUGAACGAUCAAAGCGCACUGCUCCCGGCGCUUUGGUGGUUGCUUCCUUGCCUCGACACACGUGUGUCUCAGCAGACCUGCAAGUAUCCGUCGUGGUUGCGCAAUGGGCCUCGUAUUUAAGUCUGCAGCGGCGCGCUCUGCAGCCGUCCUUGCGUCUGGUGGCGUUGCCAAGGAUGCGCGCGUCGUUGGCUGCUGCUUUAUGGACUGGACCACGAGAUUUGCACGCUGAAGUGGAAGUGCACCCGAUUGAUCGUAGCUCUCCGGUGACGGCCGUGGAUGGCCUCAGCUCUUUGCCGCUACUCUUCAGAGACGGCACUCUGGACCUUGAGGCGAAGCGGCCGCCAGGGUUUGAUCUGGCGAUGCUGUGCGAAGCAGACUUUGGUCUCCAAGAAGUAGAUGCUGUACAGAGCAGG